Molecule: messenger RNA, 1857 nt
Organism: Ixodes scapularis (black-legged tick)
Lineage: Eukaryota; Metazoa; Arthropoda; Arachnida; Ixodida; Ixodidae
Exons: 1
Coding region: 1-1857 (618 amino acids)
Molecular function (GO): RNA-DNA hybrid ribonuclease activity; nucleic acid binding
Source: RefSeq, a predicted model, not a curated record
AUGGUAUCCCUAGACUUUACAGGAGCAUUUAACACACUAUGUUAUCCGGUAGUUUUGGCCUAUUUAAAACACCAUUCUUGCCGAAGUAAUCUAUACAAUCUGCUAUAUUCAUUCUUCCACGAUAGAACCGUCACAUAUAUCACUCCAGAAAAACAAGAAAUAAACAAAUCAAUUAAUAUAAGAUGCCCCCAGGGCUCUCCACUACGCCCCUUACUAUGGAAUAUGUUACUAUCAGGAUUACUAGAAAGAACCUUUCCGAAUCACAUAUAUCUACAAGCGUUUGCAGAUGACAUCGUAGUUGUCAUAGAAGGGAACUCAAGAAGAGAAUUAGAAGAAAGAACUAUCGAAAUACUGCAAGAAAUAGGACAGUGGACAUCCGAACGUAAACUAUAUUUGAACUACUUGAAAUGUAUAUGUCUAAUAAUAACUAGAGGAGAACUAUAUAAAAAAAGACCCCCAAUAAUAAAAUUUCACGAUCAUAAGUUAGAAAUAGUGAAACAACUUAAAAUUUUAGGAGUCAUUUAUGACUCACAUUUAACCUUAUUACCACACCUUCAAUAUAUAAAACAGAAAGUUCAAAUCCACACAGCCAACAUCUCAAAAAUAUACUCAACAAAUUGGGGUAUCACAUCAAGCCAACUACGGGAAAUAUACUUACGAAGCAUAGAAAGAUAUAUAGUGUAUGGAUCACCCGCGUGGUGGAGACCAUCAGGAAAUUCAGAUAUGUUAAGACAACUGCAAUCCAUACAAAUGUUACCAUUACUUAAAAUAGCAAGAGCGUUCCGCACAGUUUCUAACAUAAGCCUGCCUAUACUAUGUAAUAUCAUCCCAAUCAACAUUACUCUUGACGUAGAAUCAUUUAUGUUUAAUGUCUUCCAACUUAAGAUACCCGCCCAAUUCGAUAACUUUAGUAUCUCCCCCACAGAGGUAUCGUAUCCUAUAGAUCUUUGGAAAACUCAUCCAACAAAGAGAUUCAAUAUAUCAUUCCAAAGAAUCAAUUCUAUUACUGUAUCUCAAAUAACCAACGUCAUAUCACUCUAUACAGAUGGUUCAGUGUACUUAGAUCAGGUGGGAGCAGCAUUCGUUAUUCUGAAAAACAAUGGAAGAAUUAUAAAAAUAGGAAAAUAUCGCUUACCAAAACACAGUACAAUAUUCGAUGCAGAGGCUAUUGCCAUAUUAAAAGCCCUUGAUUAUAUUCUUAAAACAAGAGAUGGACUACGUUGUAACAUAUACACCGACAGCCUAUCAGUCCUACAAGCAUUGGCAAAUCCAAACAAUGCAAUUCCUUUAAUUAACGAAAUAAAACAUCUAACCCAAUCAGUCAACAGAUUUAAUAGAACGGCUUUUUUUCACGUCAAAAGCCAUACUAAUAUUUUAGGGAACGAUCUAGCCGACCAAUUUGCAAACUCGGCACGUUAUCAUGGCCAAUACAUACACCUACCAAAAUCAAAACAAAAUAUAAAACAUACAAUAAUGGAAUUAGCACGUAGGAGAUGGGAUCACUCUUGGCAAAACGAUGGCAAAAACACAGAAUUAUUUACAUGGAUACCAUCAACCAAUCAUAUACCCAUUAGCUUCCCUCCUUCUAGUAACAUCACACAAAUUAUUACUGCACACGGCAGAUUUCCUUUUUAUUUCUAUAGAUUUAAUAUACACAACCACACUACUUGUCCCUGUGGACAAACUUGUACUAGUAUGGAUCAUUACUUUACUGCAUGCCAUCUAACAAAACCAUUUAUUCAAAAACUUUCAAUAUCGCACAUAAACUUGAAUAUUCGUCAAAAGCUACUGAACUCUAAAACUCAUAUAAAUACUCUGGAGGCGUUAGUUAAACAUAUUUCAGACAACAUUCCAUAG